Physella acuta is the source of this 2155-nucleotide messenger RNA. RefSeq lists its product as uncharacterized. Lineage: Eukaryota; Metazoa; Mollusca; Gastropoda; Physidae. Gene Ontology annotation, molecular function: histone H4R3 demethylase activity; P-TEFb complex binding. The record is from RefSeq and is a predicted model, not a curated record. Gene Ontology annotation, cellular component: cytoplasm; nucleus.
CAACAACUGGAGUAUCGUUGGAUUUGAGGCACCGAAUGGGAUGAUUGCUCCGCUUUUGUCAGUUUUUUGUUUGCAGCCAAAAAAAAAAAUAAUGGAAAUUUGAAUUCUGAAUAACAAAUGGAGGAUGAUCAAAUAGAGAGGAUUACAGAAUGGCCUGUAACGGUAAAUUUAAGUAAUAUUGGCGAAAACAAUUCUGAGUUACAAUAUGAAGAUCAGUCAUCCAAUUUAGCUUGUUCGCCUCUUAGGAAGAAAAAGAAAAUUGAAAACAGUCAACCUACUUUUCCAAGAACAACAACUCAUGGCAUCCCAAAUUGUCCUGAAGCAUUAGCAAGUGUGAGGGUUGCCAGAUGGUGGAGGAAACAGAAUCUCUGCAUGGAUCCAACAGCUGCAACCAGUCCCAAUACCAAAUUGUACAAGGUUUUGAGGACAACAGAAUGCAUUGAUUUUCUUGUUGGGGAAAGAACCAAGCUACUCAGACAAAAGGAAAAGCUAUCGUCACAUGAGAGAGGAGAUAUACAUGCUGCUCUUGCUAGCAUAGAGGAUUGGCUAGAAAACUACCCAACUGCUCUUCUGCAUAUUGAGCAUGCAGUUUCAAUAAAUCCUAAUAAUUCUGAAUACAUGUGGUUAAAAGAAAAACUAAAGAGACAGUGUGAUAUUUUAAAAAUUCAAAUGGAGAUAUUGAACACAGGGGAGUGCAUUCCUAAGGAAUUUCCUGCCUUCUUUGAGGUUGAAAGAAUAUCUUCAGCUGAUUUAAGUGUUGAAGAAAUUGUCAACAAUUUUAUUAUGAGAAAAAAGCCAGUAAUAAUUACAGGACUGGAAAUGACGAAGUCAUCAUGGAAUUUGGACUUUGUCAAAUCAGUUGCAGGAACACACAAAGUUAAAGUGAAAUGUGCUGUAUCUGAUUCAGUGGAGUGGGCAAGACUUGAAGAAAGUAGUUUAACAACUGUUGGAGAAUUUAUUAGUAAAGUUGAAAAAAAUGAAACCAAUGAAUAUUUAUUUGAUUGGAGCCUUCCCUUACAUUGUCCAGAAUUAGCACAAGAUUUGGUUAUUCCAAAGUAUUUUGCUGAUAACUUCCUACAUGUGACUGCCCCUGGUACAUUGUAUCAUGACAGCUGGCCAAGUUUGUUCAUAUCACCCAAAGGUGCUCUUAGUAAUCUCCAUGUUGAUGCUUUUGCUUCCAACUUUUGGAUGGUUUUAUUUCAAGGUCAGAAGAGAUGGACAUUUUUUGACAGCGAGGAUCUUCCUUUACUUUAUCCUCAUUAUUUUCACUCAAUGGACCCAGUGUUUAAAGUGAAUUUGGCACACCCUGACCUUGCUAGCUUCCCCUUACUUGGUCUCACAAAACCAAGGCAAUGUGUAUUACAACCAGGUGAGCUACUUUUUGUGCCAGGUGGAAGUCCACAUUAUGUGGAAAAUUUAUCUGCUACAUUAGCAGUGUCUUCUAACCAUGUUGAUCAUUCCAAUUUUAAAGAGGUAUGUGAGGAAUUGAGAAUAAACGGUUUAAUAGAUCCAAGGGCUGCAGAUCUUCUCAAUCAACUCCAGAAUCUUAUAAAGGACUCAGAUUAAAACACAACUAUUAUGUAAAGAACUUUGAACUCAGCAUAAUUAUUUACUUGAUUUUUACAAGCUUAUAUUUAACUUGCUUUUGUCGGAAAAGGGCAAGCGAAACUCAAACUUGGCAGGUGGGUCAAGAUCAAAUUAAAAUGCAAUGUGAUAUCAAAUUUGACUUAUUUGGAUGCUGAAUUAAUUAAUGUUCAAGAAUUAAUUAGUUACUUAAAUAAACUACUAUUAUCCGCAUUUGUUCAUUCAGUGUACAGCUGUUUUUAGUCAUGCAAUUCUACUAUGUUAAAAUUUUUAAAACAUUGAUAAAAAAUAAUUCAAAAACGUUUUAAUAAAUUUUGUUUAAAUUAUGCACUAAAAAAAAAAGAAUAUAAACGAUUUUCUUAAAAUCGAUAGUAAUGCUUCACUCUGUAAAUAACUAUACUAUAAAGAAAACUAUGGGUUAUGUAUUGAAUAGGCCUACCCUUACAAAAUGUAAAAAGCCACCCAUGUUUUUCUUUAUAGUUAUUUACGUAGUGAAACACAGUAGUUUAAGAAAAUGUUCUACUUUUUAGAGCAUAAUUAAAGUUUUUUGUUUCUUCUUAAACACACACGA